AAUUGGGGAAUUCUAGUUUUUGGGAAGCUGAAGAAACCCUGUGAGCUUUGUUGAUUGUUGUACUCGCGUUUGGUUGCCUUCAACUUGGUGACAAUGGUUAGCGCCACUUUAAGUAGUAUGUCUAGAGCCAGUUUAUGGCUCACAAGGUUCUUUCUGUAUACAGUUAUUCUUGCUUUCUCUAUUGCUAUAGACGGAGUAAUGGGGAAGAAAGGAGACAACGUUUGGAACACAACUCUUUCGUACAAUGGUAGCAUUAUUGAUUUUUGUGCUUUUGGUGCCGCUUCAGUAACUUCCGGAGGAAACCCACACACUUGUAUGUACGUCAUAGCUCUAGCCUCGACAAGCUUUAUCGUAUAUUUCAUUCUCUGGGUGCUUACCAUAGUGGAUGUUUUCUACCGCUUUAUGAGCAGAUACUGGCCAGCGGAACUGUUUACCAAUAUAUGGAUGGUCUGUUGGUGGCUUAUUGGUGCUAUCGUCAUUACCUCCCAGCGUCCGUCAACUUCCGUUGAAAAUACUUUAGGAAUCUCCAAAGAUAUUAAAGCAAUAGAGGGUCUCGCCUGGAUCAACUUCGUGUUUUGCAUCUUUAUGGUGAUAGUCACUUUUACAAAUGGUGCUAUUGAUACUCGGGACCGAGUUGACGCCACUUUUAGCAAAGCAGAGUAUCAUCAGCCUGCAGAACAGGCCGAUGCGUAAUACUGUGAAUGACGCUUGUUUAUUUGAGUUAGUGUUUAGAGUUUGUUUGUUUUUGAUUGAAUUGUGCGACGAAUUCCUAAUGUCCAGUUUCUGGAAACUCGCACGUUUGGAAUGAAACAAGUUUCGUUUAAACGA
This is a messenger RNA of Galdieria sulphuraria, 828 nucleotides long. RefSeq lists its product as uncharacterized. The record is from RefSeq and is a predicted model, not a curated record. The transcript has 3 exons. NCBI's taxonomy places the organism in Eukaryota, Rhodophyta, Bangiophyceae, Galdieriales, Galdieriaceae. The coding region runs from base 94 to 693 and encodes 199 amino acids.